Molecule: messenger RNA, 2199 nt
Organism: Anopheles funestus (African malaria mosquito)
Lineage: Eukaryota; Metazoa; Arthropoda; Insecta; Diptera; Culicidae
Product: inactive ubiquitin carboxyl-terminal hydrolase MINDY-4B
Exons: 6
Coding region: 680-1834 (384 amino acids)
Biological process (GO): protein K48-linked deubiquitination
Molecular function (GO): K48-linked deubiquitinase activity; cysteine-type deubiquitinase activity
Source: RefSeq, a predicted model, not a curated record
UCCAGGCAGCCAGGCCAGCUAACAAGUAGCCGCAUAAAACUAUUGGUUCAAUGCUCACUUCAAUUCAUUCGCCAGCUGGAAGUCGUUCGUCACGGGCGUUCAAUUCUGUUCGGGUUGCACAGGUGCUGGGCCGAUUGUCGAUUGCCCGCGAUCCUCGUUCUUCCGCUCUGUGCAGGUUGCAGCUGCAACGUGAAAUCUGAACGUGUGGAACUCCGUGAAGCCGAGUGGAUGCCUUUCGCGAACGAAACUCGCACCGACGGCAAAUACCAUAUUGAGUUAACACGCGAAUCUAUUCACACGCAGCCUCAAUCGUUCGGGGUGUUUGCUUUACGUGUGUGUGAAGGUGUUGUUUAGUGUUCAAAGUGUAUGUGUACAGUUGGUGAAGAAGGCAGGAAAAAUUAUUUUCCUUUUUUUAUUUUUGGGUGUUAAAUAUACGCACGUUGCGAUACUAAAAUCCGCCUAAAAUUCUGUGUUACGGCUGCGUGCUGUUAGUAUUUGGUUGCCCUUGUGAAGUUAACGAAAUGAGUGCUUCGGUGUGAAGUGGUUGGUAGAACAAAUAGAUAAUCAACAAUAGCUUAUAUGAUCUCGUUUGUUACAGUCAGAGUUUUAUAUUCAAUUUAAACCGAUACAUCCGUAAACCAGUUCUCCGGUGUGAACGUGAGCUUGAAACAGCUGUAUCAUGGCAAAAUUGAAAAUAGUCGGCGGACGGCCCAUAACGAUGGAUGAAGCUAUCGAACUACGGCAAACGGUAUUUGGAUCGGCAGCCAGUCCUCCACGUGGUGAAUGGACACGUACCGGAUUCACUUUCGGUCCUGCAAACCAGGAAUAUCCGUACGGACUGCGUACACCUCGAAAUGCAACGCGAGGCAUGCAGUCCGUGUUGCAGGCACACAUCAUCAAGCAGUUUAUCUUCGACAACAAGCCGCGCGAGAAAUCGGUCCCGCUCGAGGAGCUGCUGAAACCUACCGAGGCAGAACAGGCCCUGUCCCUGUAUACCGCCAUGUCGGACAUACUGUGGAACAUUGGGGAAAAGACGAAAGCGAUCGUAGCGUUGCCGGGUGAGGCGUCCCACAUACCGCACAGCCACGUUUACUUUCAGGACAAUGUAACGGAGAAGCUGUACUUCUUCGAGUUUACCAAGCUGGACGAUCUGCAGAUAUUUAUGAAGCGAUAUUUGCCCUACUUUACAGAAAAUCCGGGCCCAGGAACAUUGCUCUAUCUGUACAGUGCUGUAUUAACGCGUGGCAUGGAGAACAUGCGUAACGAUUUGGAUGCACCGAAGGGCGCACAUCUAAUGGGACCCCACGAGGAAGGGUCACUCAACGUCAUCACACUGCUGCUAACAGGUCGUGCCACACCGUACCUGCACAAUGGUGUCGUGUACGUUGGUGACGAGGAUCAUUACGCCGUACCACAAUUCGGAAUUCUCAGCCGUGGAGCGAUCGGUCUACUGGUUUGGGAAGGAGAAAAUGAAGCGAUGCGCUCCGCAUCACGUAUGCCCGGUUCGCGGCUCAAAACUCCGGCUACACCUGUUUGGGUUAGCUGCUGCUGUGGCCAUUACGGUGUACUGUUCAACUCCAAUCGAGAACUGCUCCGUAACUAUCAUGCCGAAAAGCGAUUCGAGCUGCAUUACUACACUUGCGCCGGUUGUUACCUUUCGAUGACCGUUGAUAACCGCGGACAGGACGAGGGUGGUGGUGAUACCGGUGACCAGGAAGGUGACCGGAAGCGGGACGAUAUGGUUUCUACGCCACUGGAAAGACUUAUACACACGAAAUGGAUGGACGCCAAGAUCACGUACCAUGGCGCAUUGCCAGCCUCGUUGAACUUCUAAAAGAUAGCAUGAUUUGUUUUGUGUGAUGUUUCACCUAUUAGAACGCUAAUAAUGAUGAUUGUGAGCAGAGUUUACGCCUUUCCUUGGCCUGUUACGUGCAUACUGGUUAUGGUGUACUUUCUCCGUAGAGGAAAUAAUUGAUCUUUUUUUUAUUUUAUUUCAGUAUUUAAUUUCGCGCAUUCUGUCUCUCUCUCUCUCUAAUGACUACAACGCAUUCCAGAGAGCUAGAUUCUAUUGGAUUGGAUUAUGCUGGAAGGAAAUUGAACGCUUGCAAAACCAAAAGUUACAAUUAUAACUACCGAACUCGCCCUUAAACAGACGCACGUUCUGCUUGCUAUUCCGAAUAAAUAGGGAAUAAAUUGUUC